Molecule: messenger RNA, 1751 nt
Organism: Bombus pyrosoma
Lineage: Eukaryota; Metazoa; Arthropoda; Insecta; Hymenoptera; Apidae
Product: zinc finger protein 512B-like
Exons: 4
Coding region: 1-846 (281 amino acids)
Source: RefSeq, a predicted model, not a curated record
AUGUCCAUGAUCUCGUUGUUCCUAAUACUUUGCUGUGGCUACGCGCUAACUGCAGAAACAAACGAUACGAAACAAAGUAAACGGGGGAUACCAGAAGCUGGCGGAUGGGUUGGAAUACCAAGUUCUCAUGGGUACGGCCAUGGACAACCAUGGUUAGGUGAUCCAGGUUGGAAAGGGCUCAAAUUUCCUCCCUUUAACUUAGCUCAUGGAGGAUUGCAUGGCGGAUUAUCAUACGGUAGAGUACCUGCUAUCUCUUUACCAAUCGGGGGGGCCGAUUUGUUGAAAACGUUUCCAGUAUACAUAACGAAACACGUGGUUCUGGAAAGACCAGUUCCUGUUCCACAGCCAGUUUACAUCGAGAAACCGUAUCACGUGCCAGUUCCGAUCGAAAAGAUCAUUCACAAACCGGUCCCGGUUCCCAUUCCGAUACACGAGGCAGUUCCGGUCCCGGUGGAACGCCCAAUUGCAAUACCGGUGAAGCACCCCGUGCCGGUGCCAGUACAACAACCGUAUCCAGUACCGGUAAAGCAAGCGUUUCCAAUACCGGUCCCGAUUCCAGUUCCGAUUCCGGUCCAUCCAGCUCCGAUCCCGCUGAUUGGCGCUGGUCCGGUUGGCUCACCGGCAUACGACGGUAGAGGUUAUGGCGGCGGUCACUUUUAUCCCGUGUUGCAUGGCCACGGGCUGCAUGGCCAUCCGUUGCCCGCGCAGUUCGUUCAUGGUUUUGGCGCCGGUUUUGGACACGGAUUGGGCCACGAGCACGGUCACGGCCACGGUUACGACUAUCCACAUGCGUACGCUGCCGACUUCGGUCAUGGACACGAACACAAAAAACGAAGCAAGAAUUGAAGCGCCGAUUCUCAAGAGAGAGACUCUUUAACCCCUUAACUUUUUCUCGUCGAAUUUUCUUCCGACGAUAAAAGCAAUAAUAAUUUGUACUGUAGUAUACAUUGAACUAGAUAAAACAUAUCUUUAAAACUGGGAUAUAUAGUCCCAGUCAGUCUUUGAGAUCAGUUUCCUCCAAUUUCAAAAUGAUAGAUAGGAUGUUUUAAUUAACAUAAUUCAAAAGGGUAGAAUGUAUUAACAUUCGAUUGUUACAAUGAACUGAGACUUGUUAAUAUAUAAUAAACUUGGAGGAAUUGUAUAUGAAAGUUUAAAAAAUAAGUGUUACUGCAUUUGUUAAAAGCUCGAAGUUCUGUUAAUUUAAUAUAAUAUACUUUUAUAUAAGUAUUCUGUAAAAGAGUGAGGGCUUGUUGUAGAUAAUAUGUCUCAUGUAUUUAUAUACAUUGACACGCAAUUAAGUAACAAUAUCGAAGGUUAUAAUUCAUAAUUUUAAAGUCAAGACAGAACAGUUUUUGUUAUAGUUAAAGAAAAAUAUUUGUCAACUUACUAUUCUUUUUGUUUGUUCUAUCUCUCUUGCUUUUCGAGAUACACACUGUCGAGGUAUACACGCAUUUAACAUUUAAGUACAAUGUAGUACCAAUAAUUUUGUAUAUUACAAUGAUUUUAUAUGAUAAUUUUGUAAAGAUACAAGUACCGAUGUUAAAAAUAUAUUAAUUUCUCGUACGUGUUCUAAUAAAUCUCCGAGCCCUCCUAUAUGUCUCCUCUAUAUCUGCAUACAGUUACAUACAUGGCUUAUUCCUGUGACAGUGUCUCUCAACUAUACAUUCUACGCGUAUAAGGUACGCGGAGUUGUAUAUCACGUUUCAAUAUAACUUAAUAAAAUCUUAUUACUACGAAUAAUUAAUCAGAUU